UGACCGCCUCUCUCCUCGCCCCGUCGAGAUGGCGGCGCCUGUGGAAGAGGAGCAAGCGCUGCUGGACGGGGACUCGUUGCCGGAGCACGAUGGCUGCCCUGCGCGGAAGCCGAUGUCGGCCCUGUGCGACCCGCAGCGGGUGGCUCAUCGGAUGCUGGUCCUGGCGCUCAUGUGCUUCCUGGGCUUCGGCAGCUAUUUUUGCUAUGACAACCCCGCAGCGUUGCAAACUCAGGUCCAAAAGGAUAUGAAGGUGAACACAGCUGAAUUCAUGGCACUGUAUGCCUGGUAUUCUUGGCCCAAUGUGGUUCUCUGUUUCUUUGGAGGCUUUCUGAUAGACAGAGUCUUUGGAAUAAGGUGGGGCACAAUAAUAUUCAGCACCUUUGUCUGUAUUGGACAGGUGAUUUUUGCUGUGGGAGCAAUAUGUAAUGCUUUUUGGCUGAUGGAAGCCGGCAGAUUUGUAUUUGGGAUUGGUGGAGAGUCCUUGGCAGUGGCGCAAAAUACCUAUGCUGUCAGUUGGUUUAAAGGAAAAGAAUUAAACCUUGUGUUUGGGCUGCAACUCAGCAUGGCUAGAAUUGGGAGCACUGUCAAUAUGAAUAUUAUGGGAUGGGUAUACUCCAAAGCUCAAGAUCUGAUCGGUUCUACGGGUCACACCACUCUUGGUAUAGCUCUCUUGAUAGGUGGCGUGUCAUGUAUCUUUUCACUACUCUGUGCUCUCAUUCUUGGCUAUCUGGAUAAAAGAGCAGAGAAGAUUCUUUGCAAAGAGCAGGGAAAAACUGGUGAAGUGAUAAAAUUAACCGAUGUGAAAGACUUCUCGCUGUCCUUGUGGCUCAUAUUUAUUAUCUGCGUUUGCUACUAUGUGGCCGUCUUCCCUUUCAUUGGACUUGGAAAGGUUUUCUUCAUUGAGAAAUUCAAGUUUUCUCCUCAAGAAGCAAGUGCAAUCAACAGCAUUGUCUAUAUCAUAUCAGCACCCAUGUCCCCUGUCUUCGGAUUCCUGGUAGACAAAGUUGGAAGGAAUGUCACCUGGGUUAUGUGUGCUGUAGUGAUUACUCUGGCGUCUCAUAUAAUGCUGGCCUUUACCUUCUGGAACCCUUGGAUUGCCAUGUGUUUCCUGGGAGUAGCUUAUUCCCUGCUGGCCUGUGCCUUGUGGCCUAUGGUAGCUUUCGUUGUCCCUGAACACCAGCUUGGAACUGCUUAUGGCUUCAUGCAGUCAAUCCAGAACUUGGGCCUGGCCAUCAUUGCCAUCGCAGCUGGCAUGAUCCUGGAUUCCCGGGGCUACCUCUUCCUAGAAAUCUUCUUCAGUGCUUGUUUGUGCUUGGCCCUCAUUGCUGUUGUCAUGCUGUACUUUGUGAAUCUCCUCAGAGGAGGUGACCUUAACUGGUCUGCAAAGAAAAGGGAAAAACUACAGAAACUAGCUGUGGCUGAAGCAAAAAGACGGGAAAAAAUAAGACGUCAGAAUGAAGAUGACUUAGCCAAAUUGCAACCAAAGAAUGACUUUAGUUUGAGGAAUAGGUAUCUCUCCAGAUUAGGUGCUCAGUUGCCAGACACCUAUGUUUGCCACUUAGCUGCACUGGCACACAGAAGUGUGUUGAAAUAGCAGAAUUGUGUUCCAAGAUGUGGAAAUGGCAGUGUGAAAUUUUGUGCAACGCAGGACCCCACUCUUGUGUGGAAGAGAGCUGCAGUAUACAGAACGGGAAGCGGUCAAUAUUAGAUCUUGUGCGAACAAGCAGUUAGCUGACCUCUUGGAAGAUUUUAAGAUGCUACAUUGAAUUCUGUGCCAAAGUGGGUGGGAUGGAACUAUUUUUUAAAAAAAGUUUCCAUGGAUUUACAGCUGUUUGCAGUCACCUGCAAACACCUUUGCUUAGAACUCCUAUCCGCUUACUGUUUUCCUGAGGGGCAAUCUGCAUUUUGAAUAGAAUUUCAUAAAACAAUAUGAAUUUGGGGCAAAAAAAAAAAUACCUGUUCAGUAUAACUACACUCUGGACUUAGAUAUAUUUUAUUCACAUUCUAGGUUUCUUUUGCUCUUAAGAAGGAAGCAGUGGAGCCUUAAUUCACUAGACUAUUAAUUUCUGUGAAAUUUUUAGCUUUUUAUCAGAAACCUUUUAAAGACACUACUACCUUAAAAGUGACUUCUUGAAAACGUAGGGAUUUUCAUAUUUUGUGUUGAUGAAAAGCAGAAGCAUGACAUUUCCUAUGGAAAUAGCUUAAAGUGUAUUUCCUCUUCUUUAUUAAGGUAAUGGUAGCAAUAAAAUGGUAGAACUU
Molecule: messenger RNA, 2259 nt
Organism: Lacerta agilis (Sand lizard)
Lineage: Eukaryota; Metazoa; Chordata; Lepidosauria; Squamata; Lacertidae
Gene: MFSD1
Product: major facilitator superfamily domain containing 1
Exons: 17
Coding region: 29-1594 (521 amino acids)
Biological process (GO): transmembrane transport
Cellular component (GO): lysosome
Molecular function (GO): transmembrane transporter activity
Source: RefSeq, a predicted model, not a curated record